Anthonomus grandis grandis is the source of this 2322-nucleotide messenger RNA. RefSeq names its product heat shock 70 kDa protein cognate 4 (gene Hsc70-4). NCBI's taxonomy places the organism in Eukaryota, Metazoa, Arthropoda, Insecta, Coleoptera, Curculionidae. The coding region runs from base 181 to 2133 and encodes 650 amino acids. Gene Ontology annotation, cellular component: cytosol; plasma membrane; cytoplasm. Gene Ontology annotation, biological process: protein refolding; vesicle-mediated transport; cellular response to unfolded protein. Gene Ontology annotation, molecular function: ATP-dependent protein folding chaperone; ATP hydrolysis activity; misfolded protein binding. The transcript has 6 exons. The record is from RefSeq and is a predicted model, not a curated record.
UCGGCCGACGGAAUUUUCUGGAAGGCGCGCGCGUCCCCCAUAUAAAUACCCGCCAUUUGUAAAAUUCUUCCUGAUUUCAUCGUUGCAGUUGUUGUAGGUUAAAGCUCUGAAGUUUAGAAUUUAAGUAAAAACCCGUUUUUUUUUUAAGUGCACAAAGGAAACUAAGAAUCAAAAAGAAAAAUGGCAAAAGCACCAGCUGUUGGUAUUGAUUUAGGAACCACCUACUCGUGCGUGGGUGUAUUCCAGCAUGGAAAAGUCGAGAUUAUCGCAAACGACCAAGGUAACAGGACGACACCCUCGUAUGUCGCCUUCACAGACACCGAGCGUCUUAUCGGAGACGCCGCCAAGAACCAGGUCGCCAUGAACCCAAAUAACACCAUUUUCGACGCCAAACGUCUUAUCGGCAGACGUUUCGACGACCCGGCCGUACAAGCCGACAUGAAACAUUGGCCCUUCGAAGUCAUCAACGACAACACAAAGCCAAAGAUCAAAGUCGAUUACAAGGGCGAGACCAAGACUUUCUUCCCUGAAGAGAUCAGUUCUAUGGUCCUCACUAAAAUGAAGGAAACGGCCGAAGCUUAUUUGGGUAAAUCAGUAACUAAUGCAGUAAUCACAGUACCAGCAUAUUUCAAUGACUCACAACGUCAGGCCACCAAAGAUGCCGGUACCAUCGCCGGUUUACAAGUACUCAGGAUUAUUAAUGAACCUACUGCUGCUGCCAUCGCGUAUGGGCUUGACAAGAAAGGACACGGAGAACGUAACGUCCUAAUCUUCGAUUUGGGAGGCGGAACCUUCGAUGUAUCAAUUUUAACCAUCGAAGACGGUAUCUUUGAGGUAAAAUCCACCGCCGGAGACACCCACUUGGGUGGCGAGGACUUCGACAACCGUAUGGUCAACCACUUUGUACAAGAGUUCAAACGUAAAUACAAGAAAGAUCUGACCAGUAACAAACGCGCCCUGAGACGGUUGAGAACCGCCUGCGAGAGGGCGAAGCGAACUCUCUCCUCCUCCACCCAAGCCAGUAUCGAGAUCGAUUCCUUAUUCGAGGGAAUCGAUUUCUAUACGUCGAUCACCCGGGCCCGUUUCGAAGAAUUGAACGCCGACCUGUUCCGUUCGACGAUGGAACCGGUCGAGAAGGCCAUCCGCGAUGCCAAGAUGGACAAGGCACAGAUCCACGAUAUCGUCCUAGUCGGGGGUUCCACUCGUAUCCCGAAGGUGCAAAAGUUGCUCCAGGACUUCUUUAACGGGAAAGAGUUGAACAAGUCCAUCAAUCCCGACGAGGCUGUUGCCUACGGAGCCGCGGUACAAGCCGCUAUCUUGCACGGCGACAAGUCUGAGGAAGUACAAGAUCUGCUUCUAUUGGACGUUACCCCACUUUCACUGGGUAUUGAAACUGCUGGUGGUGUGAUGACUGCCUUGAUCAAAAGAAACACCACUAUUCCCACCAAACAGACCCAGACCUUCACCACAUAUUCAGAUAACCAGCCCGGAGUACUCAUUCAAGUCUAUGAAGGCGAACGUGCCAUGACCCGCGACAACAACCUGCUGGGCAAAUUCGAACUGACCGGAAUCCCCCCGGCGCCUCGCGGCGUACCCCAAAUCGAAGUCACCUUCGACAUCGACGCCAACGGUAUCCUGAACGUAACCGCCAUCGAAAAAUCCACCAACAAAGAGAAUAAGAUCACCAUCACCAACGACAAGGGCCGUUUGAGCAAGGAGGACAUCGAACGGAUGGUGAACGAGGCUGAAAAGUACCGUAGCGAGGAUGAGAAACAGAGAAACACUAUUUCGGCCAAAAACGCAUUGGAAUCUUACUGCUUUAACAUCAAAAGUACCGUCGAAGAUGACAAGAUCAAAGAGAAGAUCAGCGAUAGCGAGAAACAAACGAUCUUGGAGAAGUGUAACGAGGUUAUCGCUUGGUUGGACGCCAACCAGUUGGCCGACAAGGAGGAAUACGAACACAAACAGAAAGAAUUGGAAGGUAUCUGCAACCCGAUCAUCACCAAGUUGUACCAAGGGGCGGGUGGAGCUCCCGGCGGUAUGCCCGGUGGAUUCCCGGGUGGCGCUGGUGCCGCUCCCGGUGGUGCCCCAGGCGCUGGCGGUGCCGGACCUACCAUCGAGGAGGUGGAUUAACUUUGAGUUGCUAAAUAUUUUACUUCAUUCCAGUAAUUUUCUUCUGUAAAUUUGUUUUUGUUUGUUUUAACAACGUCUCGAGAUCUAUAGACCGCUUGUUUUUGUUUGUUUAAAGUUCCUUUUUUACGUCAGAAGAAUUGAUAGCAGUAUUUCCGAUUUUUCAUUGAAUAAACUGAAUAUCCCGGAAAA